AUGAUCGGAUUGUACCUUUUAGACAUUUACGUGGAGCAAUUGAUGCUGAACAAAGACGUUUACAUAGACACUAACGGGGCGAAGCUCGUUGUGAAAGUUGCGUUCAUUAAUUUCCCACCGACCGAGGUCAACGAGCGCGAACGUUCCUUGAAAAAUGAGACGAUUUACGUUUACGGAUUCAGAUGCGGCCAAUCCAUACACUUCUCCAUGCCCACCGAGGAGCUUGUCAACAAAAUGAAGAAGGCAUUGUUAAAGAUCGGCAUUUUUAAGGCGAACGACACCUUCCCCAUUUGCCACAUCUUCACCCAUCUAAGCGGUUGCGCCUGCGACAUGGCCAAGGUGGCCAUCAAGGAUCCAACGCCGUACGUGUUCAGGGGCCCGUUCGAGCUGUUGGAUCCCGGGAACAACUUCGCUGGCCAACUGGACAUCGACAUCACGGUCAGAAACUUGGGAAGGGCGCUCGUGACGCCGUACGUGCUCGCCCCGAAAUGCUUCGUGUUCAAGAACGAGCCGGACGGGCCGGAGUUCAAGUGCCAGGCGUCGAGGAUGAGCGGUGGGAUGGACGGCUCGUCGCCGCCGCCGAGCGCGGAGAACACGGUGAGGGAGGAUUUGUUGGACACGGGCCCGGCCGGUAACAUGAUGGCCGACGUGGCCGCCAUCUCCCCCGCGGCCCCCCGCCUGGCUCUCGGGAGCCCGCCGCCCAAACUGCCCAGGCCACCCCUCGUAGACCCGACCCUGGUCAAGAAGAAGCCCAAGAAGGACAAGAAGAAGGCGAAGAAGAAGAAGUAG
Messenger RNA from Apis laboriosa (Himalayan honeybee), 789 nucleotides. RefSeq lists its product as uncharacterized. The coding region runs from base 1 to 789 and encodes 262 amino acids. NCBI's taxonomy places the organism in Eukaryota, Metazoa, Arthropoda, Insecta, Hymenoptera, Apidae. The record is from RefSeq and is a predicted model, not a curated record. The transcript is spliced from 3 exons.